CCUAUUUAGUUUGUAUCAAGCAUUCUGCAACUCUUUCAACUUGACAAAUGAAUCAUAAGUAGUUCGGGAUAUAUGUCUCGCGGACACCAUCCUGCAUCCCCGCUCCUCCCCCUUUUUCCCCGUUCCAUUUUAUAAUUGAUCAAGAUGUCUUGUUCUUAAUUUGAGGUUUAUAUUUAAUUUAGGUUCAUGGUCAAACUGGGGUGCGUUUGAUGCAUGUAGUGAAACUUGUCAAUCAAAUGUUAUUGAAGCCCCUACCCAAUUGAGAAGAAGAACAUGUAAUGGUGGAAGGUUCGAUGGAACAUGUGCUGGAAGCUCCGUAGACACGCGAAAUUGCAAUAUUGCAGUUACAUGUCCAGGAAGUCUGACACAAUGGUCUGAGUAUGGCCCAUGCUCUGCUACUUGUCAAUCAGGCCUGAUUGCUCCAACCCAACAGAGAACGCGUACUUGUAUGGGCGUCACGUUUGGAGGAAAUUGUAAUGGUGCUUCAUUAACGGAAACGGGUAACUGCAAUGUUGGAGUGACUUGUCUGGUUUCAUGUCCUGUUCGAAAAAGAUGUAACUGCAGUUUGACUUUGCAAUUUCCAACAACUGCUCCUGCUCUUGGAUACUUUAACAUAGACGACGCCAGAAUUCAUGCUGCCAUUAAUACAUUGACCUACUGGACAAAAGAAAUUCAACAUCAAAUCUGUGAUGCCUGUAAUCUCCAGCGAUUACAAGCGAGUGUGACAAUGGUUAAUUCACACGUCACCCAAGUUAAAGCAAUGAUUAAUCGUUUGAAUGAGAUUAAGAAACAAUUACGUGAUAUCAUCAACUGUAACAAAAAUGUUUUGAUUGGUUCUCAGUUAUGGGCAUUAUACGACUAUCUGUACACUCGUUGCACAAUGUUAAAUGGUGUGUACAUUGAAUUAGUUGCGUGCAAAAUGAAAUUUGAAGCUGCGAACAAUUCUUGCCAGAAAUACGGUUGGUUCCAUGACGUAAUAAAAUACGUUUACAGUAAAUGGUAAAGUGAGAAGAAAAGUCACAACAUUUUAUAAUGAAAACAGCACGGAAUUAUUAUAAAAGUAUUAACCAAAACUGCACAACAUAUUUUAACCCGUCACACAAAAGUUGAUCUGGUUGAACAAGUAGACUUUUUAAAAAAAGUCCACUUUUUUAUUGUAGGCUACUAGGAUGUUUAUAAGGAUUGUUGAAGUUUGUUUUGUGUUCAUUGCUUAAGUUAGUAAUUUUUUUGAUAUCUUAAAUCAGGGGGGAUAGGUGUGGAGCUGUAUGGGUAUAUUGUUCAGUAGCUGGAAUAGGGAGGGUUGACUGAUUAUAAACCAAUAAUGAUUCGUUUAUAUAACAUAACGAUUGCUGUUAUUUAGCGUUGUGCUUGUUGCAACAAAUUUAAUUUUCAUUUGUAAUGUAACCAGCCUGGUUAUCAAUUCAAAGAAAAUGUAAAAAAUAAGACAAAACGAAAAGAAUCAUCAUUCUCCAAAAAUUUCGCGACGAUAAAUUUUAAGCAAAUAAGUCAUUUCCACUAGUUUUAAUUAUUUUUUUUCGCUAAUUCACCCGUUGAGGAAUAUUUCUACGAAUAAAGAUAAAUAGGUCUUUAGAAUGGUGGUUUCGCUAUAUUUUUUCACACGUGUUAAAUUUUUCCAUUUUGUUUUUACAAAUUCUAAACUCUCUUUCAUGACUUUUUUUACGUAAAUAAUAAACUUUGCACUGGGUUUAUAACUGUAACAAUUUUUUAUCGCACAAACGAUCUUAAUAGAUUCCGAUUUCAAACAUCACAGAAACUUUGUAUUUUUGUAUUUUGGGUAAAUCUUUAUUAUAAAAGACUAGUUAGUUAACCCAUAUAUAAAGCCACAAAAAUUUGACCUCGUACAUAUUUCAA
This is a messenger RNA of Hydractinia symbiolongicarpus, 1872 nucleotides long. RefSeq lists its product as uncharacterized. Lineage: Eukaryota; Metazoa; Cnidaria; Hydrozoa; Anthoathecata; Hydractiniidae. The transcript is spliced from 6 exons. The coding region runs from base 449 to 1003 and encodes 184 amino acids. The record is from RefSeq and is a predicted model, not a curated record.